AUGCCUAGUGAGCGUGGCCCUCAGCGAAAAACUAAAGCUAAAGUCCCCAAACCGCCACGCGGUUCUGGCCUCAAUCCAUCCGGCGAACCAGCAAGUGGCCAACUUCACAUUCCUACUGAGCAGCCGCGUAUGUCUCAGUUCAACUUCGAUGCGCAUGCGGCCAGUGGAGGAGUUCCUACCCCCAUAUCAAGUGGGAGCACAUCAUCAUAUGGCUGGAGUAUGCAGAACACUGACUUCGACGGCCGCUUCCCUCACGGCCAAUACUACGGCGCUUCGUCCUCGGAGGGCCCCUCCCAGGGCUCUUCUUACGGACCCUUACCUCAAGGCUCCAACCACGACUUCCCUUCAAGUACCCCCCUUCAAGGUACCGGUACCAGCAUGAGCGCGUCGGAGAUGACGCUGAUCCAGCGAGGUGAGAUUCCGCCAACCGAUGUGAUGCACACGAUGGGCCCGCCAAGGGAAACAACGAGGCGAGCCCGACGUGCAAUGCCACCUACGCCACGGAUGGUUCCGUACCCUGCCAUACGCCCGCAGGGCAACACCCAAUCUCUACCAUCGGCAGUCGAAGAUUCAACUUCGCAAUCUGUAACGUCGUCAACACCUCAACCCACGCGCAUCAAACUAUCGGAUGAUAUCAUUGGCCAGUCCAUGAAAACGGCAACGCAUUUGGUCACGCGCGAGUUAUUUGGAGAACAGGCGAUGGCGAUUGACAAAGCCACCAAGAAAAUCAUGCUGAACAAGGUCAUCUGGGACUCGGUACCACGCUGCUUUGCGCCCAAUGCAACAUUUGAGGAUUUUAUCUCAAAUAAACAUCGUAAGGAUGUUGCGAAUGCGUUGUCGUCAACUCGCGGCAAAUUUGCUGAAUACGCGCGCAAGGGCGUGUUCCAUGCGUAUCGGCUUUUCCCUCCACUGCACAUUGCCGUACCCGCUAUCACCUAUCGCAAACGCUUGAUCGAAAAGAUCACACAAGAUGGAGAUGGUCUCGCUUUCAUGCACGUUUAUAGCUUCGAUCAAAACGGACAGGUCGAAAUCAAAGCUAAAUUCCAGAAUGUGUUCAUCAUGUGCAACGUUAUCCGUUUUGUUUGGCAGGGGUUGCACCAAGAGUUCCUCGGCGAGACUGAGGAACAGCAAAUCGAAAAUCUGAAGUUCAUGUGGGCACUCGCCGGCGCAGCGACGUUCUGCAGCCUCAACGAACAGUUCGAAGUCCAGGUGAAAGUGGAUAGUUUUGGAGGAAUGGGAUCCAAUCGCAAGUUCCUAUAUAUCCUCAGUGCGAUGAACAACCUUUCCGGGGACGAGCGAUGGUCACCCCCUUCGAUUACGAUCAUGCAGCUCUCAUUCAUUUUCACGACACUUGUGUCCUUUGUCGCUAUUGUUGCGGCAUAUCCCACACCAAACUUAGGGACGAAACGUACUUCUUUGGCUAGACGCGAGGGGCUUGACUUUGACCUCACUCACUAUUUGAACGCUAGGACGCCUGACGACAUUAGUAACCCUCCUAAGUUCAAAGGUCCUGACGAUCCUGACGACCCUGACGAACCUAAUUACUUUGACUGA
Suillus fuscotomentosus is the source of this 1554-nucleotide messenger RNA. RefSeq lists its product as uncharacterized. NCBI's taxonomy places the organism in Eukaryota, Fungi, Basidiomycota, Agaricomycetes, Boletales, Suillaceae. The coding region runs from base 1 to 1554 and encodes 517 amino acids. The record is from RefSeq and is a predicted model, not a curated record. The transcript has 7 exons.